AUGUCAGGUGUGUUGCAAUUACUACUAGAUUAUUACAAAUCAGUACUCGAAUCAGAUCGUAUAUAUCAUGAAGGUAUAUUAAAAUAUCAUCAGGAGGACGACAACAAUAAUCCGGGCUUCAUAGAGGAUAACGAUACUGGCAGAAGCAGUAGCGUGGCACCAAAGAUCGCCAAUGAAACUUUGUUAUUGCAACGACAAUUGACUGCUUUGACCUCACAAUUACAAGACCUUAAGAGGAAAAAUGAAGCUUUACAAGAACAACAAAAGAGUUAUAAAGCAUUGAAUGAAUCCAAAAUUGCAAAGUAUAAGAGGACCAUUGGCUCGAUGAAGCAGCAAAAUGAAAGACAAACUGGCGAGGCUGAUAAGGAUGAGCAGAACAAUGAGGAAGAUUCAAAAAGAUUCGAUUAUCAUUUGCUAUCACCUGUAGCAAAAAGAGGUUUGAAAAGAGGAAUUAAGAUAAGUAAUGGGAAAGGGAAAGGCAUCGCUAAAAAGGGUACUAUAUUUGACUCUAAGAAGGAAACAUUUACGGACGAUGAGAGUAGCGAUGAUGAUAGUAUAGAUAGUCCUACAGCUAAAAGACUGGCCGGAAAACCUCGUAUGGAACAUGAGGAAUCGUUUCUUAAAUCAUUCGAUACACAACCUUCGGGUAGUAGAAAUGAACCCAUGGAGAAGAAGAAUAAACAACUUGAUGGGUUUGAUAUCCCAAGUUUGAAUGAUUUUUCUAGGGAUGAAGAUGAAGAUGAGGAUAAUCUGGAUGAGAUUCGUCCUCGCAACAGUAAUGAGUCGAUCACUAAGAGAUUUCAUCAUAAAAGAAAACAAUCUACGAAGAAAAGAAAGCUUACAAAGAAGAAAAUUGAAACGAUUGGUGAAAAUGACGCUGGUGAUGACUCAAUGAAUAAGGACUCUCUCAGAUAG
This is a messenger RNA of Maudiozyma barnettii, 915 nucleotides long. It is a transcript of the gene LRS4, whose product is annotated as Lrs4p. Bases 1 to 915 code for a protein of 304 amino acids. NCBI's taxonomy places the organism in Eukaryota, Fungi, Ascomycota, Saccharomycetes, Saccharomycetales, Saccharomycetaceae. The transcript has a single exon. The record is from RefSeq and is a predicted model, not a curated record.